Molecule: messenger RNA, 948 nt
Organism: Nicotiana attenuata
Lineage: Eukaryota; Viridiplantae; Streptophyta; Magnoliopsida; Solanales; Solanaceae
Product: NEDD8-conjugating enzyme Ubc12-like
Exons: 1
Coding region: 19-570 (183 amino acids)
Source: RefSeq, a predicted model, not a curated record
UAAUUAACAAUUAGAACCAUGAUUAAUUUGUUUAAAGUAAAGGAAAAGCAGAAAGAAGCAGCUGAAAAUGCAGAAGGAAAACAACAAAUUAAGGAGCAAACUGCAUCAAAAUUAAGGCUUCAUAGAGAUAUUAGUGAAUUAACAUUACCACCAAUUUGUACCAUUGAAUUUCCUAAUGGAAAAGAUGAUCUUAUGCAUUUUGAAGUCACAAUUAAACCAGAUGAAGGUUAUUAUACAGAUGGUACAUUUCCUUUUACUUUUGAAAUUCCAAUACUUUAUCCACAUGAUGCACCAAAAGUUAAGUGUAAAGUUAAAGUUUAUCAUCCAAAUAUUGAUUUAGAAGGAAAUGUUUGUCUUAAUAUUCUUAGAGAAGAUUGGAAACCUGUUUUGAAUAUUAAUGCAGUAAUUUAUGGUUUGAUUCAUUUGUUUACUGAACCAAAUCAUGAGGAUCCACUCAAUCAUGAAGCAGCUGAGGAAUUAAGAGACAAACCAAAGUCUUUUGAGCAAACUGUUGGUAGAACAAUGUGGGGAGGACACGUGCAUGACGUAUAUUUCGAUCGCGUUCUGUAAUUUUUCGAGGAAGAUACAGGAUUUUGAAGUUUAUGAGUUGGUAUAACGACGUAUGCAAAUUAAUAUUACAUGGGAUAAAUGGCCGAUACUAUGAAAGGAUUCCUUUUUUUUUUUUUUUUGGAUAUUAGAUAUUGUAACUGGUAUUCUUGUAAUCGUUUUAAUAGUUAUUUUAUUUUAUGGUUCAUAUUCUUGAUUGUUCAUUGCGUUCUGUAAUUUUUCGAGGCGGAUUUAGAAUUUUGAAGCUAAUGAGUUCCUACAACAAAGUCCUCAAGUUAAUAUUACAUGACGUAAAUGGCGAUACUACUGAAAGGAUUCAUUUUUGGAUAAUAGGUACUAUAACUAUUAUUCUUGUAAUCAAUUUAAUAUGUAUUUCUUUUA